Molecule: messenger RNA, 2633 nt
Organism: Lymnaea stagnalis (great pond snail)
Lineage: Eukaryota; Metazoa; Mollusca; Gastropoda; Lymnaeidae
Source: the annotation of a GenBank genome assembly
AAAAGUGUUCGAGGGAGAGGAGAAGUAACGAUGUAGCGGGAAUCGGUUGUGGUAUAACAUUAGGAAACCUGUGUUUACAUUUUUUCUCCCCUCGGAAAGUUGUGGAGUUUUGCAUUCGUUGUACGGAUUGAUGUGGAUUUCUGUGCGGAUUAUUUAUUCCAAUGCAAAAUUCUUUCUCUUGGAUUUUAUAUUUUAUGGUGCUGAUGGAUUCGACAUCUUGGAUUUGUCUCUGUGUCAAGUGAUGGUACCAGGAAAACCAAAGUCAUGAAAUGUGGUGUAGGAGUCUGUGCGUGGGGAAAAGGGGUGAGUGUCAUAUUUCUUGUGGUCAUCUUCAGUACCCAGGUCCACACGACUUUCACAUGCCCUAAGGAUUGCUUCUGUGCCCCGCACAGUAAAAAUGUCCAGUGCGCCAACAAAAAUUUCCUCAAAAUCCCCGACGGGAUUCCCUUGGAAACGCUGGAGUUGAAUCUCAAUGAGAAUAAAUUCAAAAACACGGCGCUGACGCGGAGAAAUUUCACGGAUCUGUACAAGCUUCAGAAUUUGUAUUUGAGUGAUUGUGGCAUAGAGACCAUCGCCGUGGACACGUUCGCUGACCUCACCCAGCUCACCUGGCUGGACGUGAGCAAAAACAACAUUCGCUUCGUCGCGGACUACACGUUCAGGGGCCUUAACUUGAAACAUCUGUUCAUCAACGACAACCCGGAAAUACAGCUCGCCAUCGGGGCCUUCGCGGGCAUGACAACCCAAGGGCUGUACAUGCACAACUGCGGCCAGAGGCGGCUCCCCGUUGAUUUGAUGACGCCUCUGAACGGCUCCCUCAAAACGCUGUGGCUGCACGGAAAUAAUUUCGAGGCCUUCAGCGAAAAGUGGCUCUACUUCUUCAGAAAGCUCGCCCACAUUCGGCUGGGCGGCAAUUCGUUUCACUGCAACUGUGAAAUCAAGUGGCUCUUCGCCUUUUACAAAAGCUCCAAAAACUCCCUGUUUGCUGGGGCGGAGCAGCCUCAGUGCGGCAGUCCGCGGCUCGUUAAAAACAAAAACUUCGACGAUCUAACGGACGACGAUUUCAGGUGCGAGCUCCCCACCUUUCAGAACGUGGACGCCGUCUUCGACACCAAAAUGGGGAAGUUCACCUGCCAGGCCCACGGCGACCCGGCCCCCACCCUCUACUGGAUCCGACCCGACGGCACCACCGAAACCUACUACCCCCGACCCGACAACGUCGGCCGCGAGAACAUGGGCGUCAUGUUCAUGACGGACGUCAAGCUCGAAAACAAAGACCUGUACAAAUGCGUGGCCAGCAACCCGGCCGGCAACGUCACCUUCUCCCUCAACGUCGUGUGGCCCGACCUUAGGCCGCCGCCCACGCCGAAGCCCACGAAGCCGCCCAAAAUCAGCAACAACGUCAUACGGGACGACACCACGAGCGCCCCGGCCAAGAAAAGUUACAUCAAAGAUUUCGCCGGGGACGACUCGGAGGUCUACGACUGGGGCGGGAUCAACUCGGAGAGCAGCAAGAUGAAGUCCGAGGAGAAACCGGUUGUGGCCGCCGCUCACAAAAAAGACAUCGACCGCUACUUCGGUGUGGUGGACAUCAUCGGCGCCGUCGUCGGCACGUUUCUUUUAACGCUUCUGAUCAGCGUGACAGUGUUCCAUUUCUAUUACAAGCGGCGGGAACGGCUGAGGCAGGAUGACCACUACUCCGUCCCCGACGAGAUAAACAAUAAGCGGGGGCCCAACAGCGUCUACAUCAUGAACGAAGCGGAUGAAAACAGGAUUAAAAUGAUAAACCACCACAACAGCUCGGACGUGGCGAGCUGAGGGGCGGGGUGUGAAUGGGUGUACGAAAGGGACAUGUUGAUGAGUGUGUAUGUGCUUGCUCAGAAGAUGGAGAUCUAAGGGACAUGUUGAUGAGUGUGUAUGUGCUUGCCCAGAAGAUGGAGAUCUAAGGGACAUGUUGAUGAGUGUGUAUGUGCUUGCUCAGAAGAUAGAGAUCUAAGGGUCAUUUUGAUGAGUGUGUAUGUGCUUGCUCAGAAGAUGGAGACCUAAGGGUCUGAAUUUGCUGGGAUUUUUGUGUUUGUUUGUUGUUGUUUGUGUGUGUGUGUGUUUUGUUGUUGUUUUUUUUUUUUUGAGAAGAAGAAAAGUAUGAAUAAGAGAAUGGCAAAACAAAAAAAGUGUGUAUAAAAACAUAUUUAAAAGUUGCAUAUUGUUGAUUGUAUUAUACAUAUAAAUAAUUUGAUCCGUGUAUUUUAUUUGAAGCCUCCCUUUUUUUUUUUAAACAUGGAAGAAAAGACAUUUGACCAUUUAAAAAUUGUGAGCUUUCAAAAAAUAAUGUAUGAAUACAUGAAUGAUUCUCUAAACCCCUAUACACCAGAACAUGUUAUAGUUGAGAAUUCUUGAAUGCAGGAGUAAACAUAAAAAUAAGGUAUGAAUACAUGAAUGAUUCUCUAAACCCUUACACCAAAACAUGUUAUAGUUGAGAAUUCUUGAAUGCAGGAGCAAACAUAAAAAUAAUGUAUGAAUACAUGAAUGAUUCUCUAAACCCUUACACCAAAACAUGUUAUAGUUGAGACCUUCUUGAAUGCAGGAGCAAACAUAAAAAUAAUGUAUGAAUACAUGAAUGAUUCUCUAAACCC